AUGGCAGAAGUGAAGCUGGAGCAGACGGAGCUGUGCGUGGCGCCACUCCACCUUAAAGAGGAGCCAGAGCUAUGCAUCAAGCAGGAGCCAGAAGAGUUUCCUUUUCACAUCAUCACUGUGAAAAUUGAAGAAGAUGAAGACGAACCGCAGGCCCUUCUGCUGUUCAGACUGUGGGAGGAGCUUCAAAAAAAGAGGAUAUUUAGAUGA
Molecule: messenger RNA, 207 nt
Organism: Knipowitschia caucasica
Lineage: Eukaryota; Metazoa; Chordata; Actinopteri; Gobiiformes; Gobiidae
Source: the annotation of a GenBank genome assembly